Molecule: messenger RNA, 2900 nt
Organism: Humulus lupulus (European hop)
Lineage: Eukaryota; Viridiplantae; Streptophyta; Magnoliopsida; Rosales; Cannabaceae
Product: protein OBERON 3
Exons: 2
Coding region: 197-2743 (848 amino acids)
Cellular component (GO): nucleus
Source: RefSeq, a predicted model, not a curated record
AUUAGCUCAAAAAAGCCACAAAUGCUCAUUUGAAUUUACGAAAUUGCCCUUCUUGCCUUUCCUCUCUCCUUCCCGGUUGCUGCUCCUACUUUUUCUCUUCUCUCCCUCUCUCGCUCGCCUGGGAGUUUCUCUCUUUCUCUAGGCCUGUAAGGUUCCUUGUUGUUGUUUUUGCUGUGUAAUAAAACCCCGCAGGGCCAUGUUUGGCGGCGAUAAAGAUCUAACUAAUAGUAUGAACACCAUGGAUGAGAGCUCUGUGAGUAAGCUGACGCGGUUUUCUUCUGAGCGAAACAAGAACAACCCAGAUAAGAAAAUGGGUUUUCUCGACAAGGGUAUGGGUUUUCUCAGGGAAUCGGAGAUGGGUUCUGAUGGGUUUCAAUCAAGAGCCUCUAAAUUUGGCAACUCGGGCUCCCAAGAGCUGACUUUAAGCUAUCUCUGUGAUUUUAACAGUCACAGUAAUGCUAAUAAUAAUAGUUCUUCCAAACAGGCUUUUCUCGAGAAAGACUUUACCGGGAAAAAUCUGUUGAAUUCGUUCGACAAAGGGGGGAGUAGUAAUUACAAAGGGAAGGAAGUCGUUGUUUCCGAGAACUCAAUCCAAGGUGACAAAUGGGUCGAGAGAGAUUUUCUCAAUUUGAACGAGAACAGGCUGAAUUCUUCGAAGCGAGAAAUGGAGGUAGAGGAAGAAGAAGAUGAUAAUGGUGUUGAGAGAGAGAAUCGUGACAAAAGGCCGAAGCUUGAGACUCUUAAUCUUUCUCUAGCUUUGCCUGAGGUCUCGCUCUCGCUUACAGCUUCGAAUGCUCUACAAAAUGGUGGUGAAAACCACCCGACUCGAUCCAGGCCUACCCGAAGUUUUCAAUCUCUGGCACCGUCUUCUAACACUCAAACCACAUACUCCAACGACUACACCAACGCUUCGCUUUCGUACUCGCAUUCUCACCCUUUUUCUCACAAUCCCAGCUGCUCUCUCACUCGAAAUUCGACUGAGAACUACGAGUAUUCGGUUGGGAAAGAUGACCAAAUUUGGAAUUGUGGGGAGGGGACUAAUGGGUCUGUUCACAGUCGCUUCAAGCCGGUUGGUGAUGGAGUGGCUUUGUCUAAUCAUGGCGGUAGUGGGCUUUUUGCAUUGAUGCAAGGUAAUAAUCGAAAGGAUUCUUGUAAUAAUAACAACAGCAGUCUGCAUAAGACUACCAGUUCUGAUAAUAACCAUUCUUUUUUCCCAUCUGAGCUUCCGGCGAGGCUAAGGAUGGAUACCCAGUCUGGGGAUUCCAGAGGAAAAGCUUCUGAGAGUUUGAGAGGUUUGGAGGGGGUUGAUGGUGGGAGACCCAGGAAGGUGUCUAAACCCGAGAGAAUUCUCAGGGAAAUUGUGAGUGAGUCUGUCCCUGCAAUGGCUCAAACAAUUCAGGAACUUUCAGAUGAAACACUCUUGUCAACCAAGGAAUACUUGAGGAAUCUUAUCUCCAUGGCUGAUAAGAAAGAUGAGCUUGAAUAUCUCCAGAACCGGCUCAAGAGAAGGUCUGAUCUCACUAAGGAAACUCUGACGAAGUGCCAAAAGGAUCAGUUGGAAAUUUUGGUUGCUGUAAAGUUUGGUCUUGGGAGCUUUUUGUCAGUCAAAAACCGCCUCCCCCCAGUCGAGUUGGUAGAGACUUUCUUGUCCGUGAGAUGUAAGAAUGUGAAUUGCAAGAGUUUAUUGCCCGUUGAUGAUUGUGACUGCAAGAUAUGUUCUGAGAAUAAAGGAUUUUGCAGUUCAUGUAUGUGUCCUGUAUGCUUUAAAUUUGACUAUGCUAGCAAUACUUGUAGCUGGGUUGGGUGUGAUGUUUGUUCUCACUGGUGCCAUGCCUCUUGUGGCAUUCAAAGGAAUCUUAUCAGACCAGGUCCAAGCUUGAAGGGUCCUUCUGGGACUACUGAGAUGCAAUUUCAUUGCAUUUGUUGUGAUCAUGCUUCUGAAAUGUUUGGGUUUGUUAAGGAUGUGUUUCUCUGUUGUGCCAAGGAUUGGGGUCUUGAAAACUUGGUCAAGGAGCUUGAUUGUGUUAGGAAGAUUUUCAGGGGAAGUGAUGAUUUCAAAGGCAAGGAGUUACACAAUAAGGCUGAUGAGAUCAUUUCUAAAUUGGCAAAUAAAUUUAUGUCUCCUACGGAUGCCUGCAGUUUCAUUAUUCAAUUCUUCAACAACACAGAUAGCAUGUCGGAAUUUUCAUCUUCUGUUAUAACCUCAAAAGAGUUGUCUUCGAAGACUCAAAGCUCUGUCAGAAAAGAGACCACUGCUAUUCCGCAAUCCACAUCACUAGCAGCAAAGUAUGCACCUUACAACAUGAGUUCUAGUUUACAACGUGAUGUAAUAUCAAACGAUCUCCGUCUCAGUGACCACAAAUCUUCGAUCAUAAGCUCUGACGAUGACUUUAGAUUCGGCUCCAUAUCUAAACCAGAUGGGUUCGACAGUUUAGAAAGCAUAGUGCGAGUCAAGGAGGCAGAAGCUAGGAUGUUCCAGAGUAAAGCAGAUGAAGCGAGGAGGGACGCAGAGGAAUACCAUCGAAUGAUCAGGGCAACCACCGAGAAGUUAGAAGGAGAACAUGCCGAGAAGCUCUCCAAACUCUGCUUGCAAGAGACAGAGGAUAGGCGAAGGAAGAAACUAGAUGAGCUGAAGAUUUUGGAAAACUCGCACUGUGAUUAUUACAACAUGAAGAUAAGAAUGCAAGCUGAAAUUGCAGGCUUGUUGGAGAGAAUGGAGGCCACAAAGCAGCAAUGGGUGUAAUUUAUUUAUUUAAUUUUUUUUAACUGUGGUUCUAAUUGGUGUGUACUGUGUAGUUUGUUAAUGUCAUUUGAUUUUUGUGUAACAAUCUUUGCUAGCAACCUUAAAUUGUUGUUCUACAAUCGAUUUCCUGUCUUGCUAUGAAGUUUUGUUCCAGUAA